GUUAUAUAAAUUCAACAAAAUAUGACACAAAGUAAAACAUCUGAAAUCGCACUGUGGAUGUAUUGGACUUCAUAAUUGCAUUUGGGGGCAUGUACAAUAUACAGCCUUACUUAGGGCGAUGGCCUCCGGCCAAUUGAAAGGGAGUCGUGUUCAGAUCCCCGGAUCAGGAGUGGUGCAGACGGACGCCGCGAGACGUCCAGUGCAGUAGCGCGACCGAUCCCGGAGAAGCUGGCGGAAGCCCCAGGGAGAGUUCUCAUUUCUUUGUGAAUGGGUUGGACCCGAGAGAGGGGCCCAAGCCCUGGCAAGCGUUGCUUUCCGGCGGUGUCUUACUUAUUCUGUAAUUGUCAAUGGCAUGCUCCUUAAGAGUACAUCUUGAUGUACUCUUAAGGAGCAUGCCAAUGACAAUUACAGAAUGGUUACCUGGAGGAAAAUGGGGGAGGGUCAUGCUUUUUCAAUCAAGUCUUUGACUGAACACCAGGAGGGCCUACAUUUUGGGGAAAAUGCGCAGUACAGGCACAAGUGGGGUGCCCCCGAACCCCCCUGUAGCCAGAAACCACAACAACAGCCCUGGAAACUCAGGUUCCCAGUAUGCCUUGUGUGCCCUGGGGGUGGGGCUGGUGGCCCUGGGCAUCGUCAUGAUUGUGUGGAGUGUGGUGCCCUCCAACACGGCCGGGAACAACAGCGGUGGCACUGGAGGAGGGAACCCCAAACCAGACAACAGGGGCAGGGCUUCGUCGGUGGCCUUUGUGCUGGUCGGGGCUGGGGUGGCCAUGCUCAUGCUGUCCCUGUGCCUGGGGAUGAGGAACAAGCAGCGGGAGCAAGCUCUUCAAGAGGCCCAGACUCUGGGGGCAGACAACGUAGCUGCCAGUGAGGAGGACGGAGAGACGGCCGAGGAGCGAACCCAGAGGUACACCGUGCCCAGCUACGAGGAGGCAGUGGGCAGCGGCCAGUGGCCCAUACGCCAGAGCCACCUGCGCCACAGCUCCUCCCAGCUUCCUUCCUACGACGACCUGGUGGACGGUGUGCAGAUAGAGGUCGAAGGAUCAGCGGUCACUCAGAUGACAGCCACUUCCGCUAACCCUGCCUCCUCUGCUGCUGCGCCUAACCACCGCACUAGGCGAACAGGCCUCAAUCUCCUUCCCCUUAAAAUUCAGAGGAUUAAAUCAGAGAAGAUCCAUAUGAAGAAUACGGAUAACUCUCAGCCGCCGGGAGGGAUGAGUAUUGAGCCUCUUACUCCACCACCAAUGUAUGAGGACAAAGUGCCCCAGCUCUGAGACUUGGUGCCCUCUAGGUAUCAAAGCAGGGUACUGCAUCCUCUGUGGCCCGCUAUGGGUGGACAUCUGCUACAAUAGAUGUAAUCAGAUGGCCCCUUGUCAUGCAUCUGUGGCUAAAUCAUCUCGAUGGCACUUGUCAUGCUUACCUGGCUUUUUUUAGACCUGACACUCAAGGGGAGUGAGCAGAGAGCACAGUUCCAAACGUGGGGACUUUGGGUCAACACUGUUGCUGGACAGAGAGCACACUUCUGUUUUUAGACAGACAUUGAAUCUUACAAGGUCAUUGAAGCUCGGGUUCAAAGGAUCAAUAUGAUUGGGAAAAAUACUCCCUCAAUGUCUUAUAGAUGCCUUUUGAUUACUUUACAAUGAGCCCUGUUCCAAAUCUCAUUUGUAUGCAGCUGACCAUAUUUUUUUAUACUCCUACUGAUUUAAUUUCAAGUUCCAUCUUCAUCCUCAGUCAAGUCAGCCAUCAUGGUGUGCUAAAUGUAUUAUUAUUCAUGUUCAAGUUUUUGUAUUCUGUACAGCUACUUAGACAGCUGCUCCUUGGAAUUUUGAGUGGUGUUAUUUGGCGACUGAAUUAAUGGCUUUGCACAGACAGACAGUGUUUGCUGUGUUGCUUAUCAAUACAGGAUAAUUGAGAAAGAGACUGAGGCUCAUUGAUAGUUGGAAGCCUUUGCCCUGUAGCCACGGCUAAAUGGGUUUGGGCUCUGAAGGCAGUAGUGUAGUCCAGCUUUUUUAAUUAGCUGUUUUAUGCUCAAUGGAGGACACAAGGGACUCUUUCCCUGAGCAGCUGGGAUAAUGGCACCCAUUGCUCACUCACGCAUCACUCUUGAACUAUACAGCAAUACCAGCUCCUUGACUGCCAGCACUGUUUUCAUUAGGAUUAUUCAGAGGAUUAAGUUGUUGCGGUGUCCAAGGUUUGACCCCAUUUUGUUUAGUGGAGCAAGAAGACGUCAGUGCCUUUUAUCUCUCUAGUCUAUUUGUUUCAUGCUUACCAGACUAUGGAAGUUAGCAAAUCAAUGCAGUAAUCGGAUUUCCAGAAUGUUAUUUUAUCAUAUGGAUGCUAUUUUCUGAUUUGAUGUCAUGUUGAUGACCCUGUUCAGCAACUACUCACUACAUUUACUGUAGGUGGGAACUCAAACAAUACUUCUUGGCAUAAGUAAGCAGUUGCUAAACUAGCAUAUGCAUACCUAUGCACAACAGAACAAGUUUUUUUUUUAAAGAGGAAACUUUUAAUGCUGAAUUACUAGUUUCUAAAUGUAAAAUAGCAUGCACCUCAGGUAUAUUUAGUUUUAUAUAUUUUUUUAUAGGCUCUUCUUUCAAUAUUGUUGAUACUCUGUAGUUGUCACGCCUAUGUAAUGUUUUCUGUACCUCUGUGUAUGUGAGACCAUUUUUUACUGUAAGGAAUCAGUGGCUUAUGACUUCCAUUUUCUGUACUCUAAGGGACACUACCCUCUAAAAGGAACGUUUGUCAGAUGUUUUCAAACCUCAAAAGUGGUCUUAUGUUGAAAGAAGUCUACGUCCCACACUAUGGGUUUCAUAGAUCCAAGGAUAUGUCACAGCCUCAAGUGAAUGUAAAAGAUGAGCACCCAAAAUGCUUAUGUUUUUGAAUGGAAAUGGUGCUAAACUUUCCCAUUCAUAAACGGAUCAGCACCAAGACGAGCACCAUGGAGCUUAAUUAAUAAACAGAUUUAUGAAUGAACAAUUAUGGGUUGUGAUCUGGACUUUUCCAUUCAUUUGGGGACGAUAUCUGUAUCUACACAAUCAAUGGUGUUGGACAUGGAUCCAUCUUCACAUUAGGCUUAUUUUGAGGUAUAAAAACACCCGACAACUUUGUGGAACAUAAACAUGGUCAGGCUGUUCAUUAGUUCAAUGGACUUUUCUCUCAACCAGGUGUGUGUGACUUUUAUUACGAUAAUUUCAAAGACCAUUAUUUGUACUGGAAACUACAUGAUUGGCUUAUAUAACUAAUACCCUUUUGUAUGUAUCUGAAAGUAUGUUUUUGUAAGAGAGGAAUUCUGUCUAGUGUUUUUGUUGACUUCAAGAUGAUGCAUUCUUGUUGUGGACACUAAAGGAGCGGAGUCUGAAAAUUGUGAGAAAUAAAAGGAAAUGUUUGUAUUCUGACCACGCAAAUAGUGGUCAGAAUACAAAUAGGUCCUGUGACUCAUUUUCAGUAAGCCCACUAACAUGUGUUUCUAGGAAGGCUUAAAUCAUUCCAAUGCCACACUUCCUGUCAUUUUAUAUUGUGGAGAUAGUGUAGGUGAUAUCUAGCCUGGUCCCAGAUCUGUUUGUGCUGUCUUGCUAACUCCUAUGGUAAUUAGGAGGUGGGCAGACAGGAAAAACAGAUCUGGGACCAGGCUAGGAGAUAUCUGUACUUUUCCGCUAUACUAUUCACCUCACCUUGGUUACUGUAAAGCUGAAUGAAGAGGAAACAUAGCACGAGUGUACGCUUUUUCUCUAAAGUAUUAAAUCGUUGUUGUAGUCAAGGUAAUUUUCUGUGAGAAAAUACUUCUACCUUCAAUGCAGUUCCUUUUAAAAAGUUCCAUAAAACCCUGUGUUAGACAUGACUGUAUUUAAACGCUGUUAUGUGAACGACGUUGCUGUCUGAAAGGCUUUUUAACUCUGAUAAGGAUUUCUGUUUUGGCUUGAACAUGUACAUUAAAUGUUCAACUUCCAGGAA
Molecule: messenger RNA, 3954 nt
Organism: Oncorhynchus kisutch (coho salmon)
Lineage: Eukaryota; Metazoa; Chordata; Actinopteri; Salmoniformes; Salmonidae
Product: transmembrane protein 51
Exons: 3
Coding region: 501-1274 (257 amino acids)
Source: RefSeq, a predicted model, not a curated record